Phyllopteryx taeniolatus (common seadragon) is the source of this 3233-nucleotide messenger RNA. RefSeq names its product T-cell surface antigen CD2-like. The record is from RefSeq and is a predicted model, not a curated record. The transcript has 9 exons. The coding region runs from base 1 to 1218 and encodes 405 amino acids. NCBI's taxonomy places the organism in Eukaryota, Metazoa, Chordata, Actinopteri, Syngnathiformes, Syngnathidae.
AUGGCAGUCCGCACGUUCACCGGCCCGGAAGACGCUGAGCCUGCUCAUCGCCCCGAAACGGAAAGCCCAAUCAACUUGUGCGCAUCAACAGUGGCAUCGGCAGCUUACCAUCUCACAGUGAACAACGAGGUCCUGACGGCUCCGACAGGAAAUUACCUUGAUCUUGACAAGCAGUUGUUGUUCUUGAAACUGAUGAUGAUGGUGCAGAUGGCUUCUCCUUCGCUUGUCUCCCUGCUCCUGCUCUGCUGCGGUCUUACCUCCACAGACUCCCGGGACGUUUGCGACACCUACGCCCCAGUCGGCGGGAGUUUUGCCGUGCCUCUGCGCCACACACUGCAAAAAUCUGAACGCUUGAAAUGGCAGCACAACAAGAUCAAGAUCUUUGAUCAAAAACCAGACGGGAUUAUUACAGGGAAGCGGGAGGAUGUUUAUGAAAAUGGAUCCCUGAAGCUGACAAGCCUGAAGAAAAGCAGUCAGGGCGAAUACAUCCCCGAGGUUUUUGAUGCAAAAGGAGAAUCUGUAAUAAAGAAGCAAAGUCUAUAUUUGUGUGUGCUGGAUGCGGUCCCAAAGCUGAGCUUGAAAAUGGAAUGUGCCUUGCCCAAUGUGAAAUUCACAUGCAUGCCUGCUGGUCAGACGCCGAACGCCACUGUUGCGUGGUUUCAGAAUGGAAAAGUUUUGCCUCAGGAAAUCGGACGGACGGUGCUGCGAGUUGCCGACGAGGUGAUUCGCGAUUCGUUCGCUUGCAAAGUUUCCAAUCGCGUCAGUUCCAUGAGCAGCGAGAGUGUGAUCCAAAAGUGCAUCGGCUCGAAGUUAUUUGGCCUCGAUUUUCGGAUCAUGGUGAGCAUCCUGGCCAGCAUGGGAGGCCUUGCGCUGUUGUUGCUAAUCAUCUUAAUCGUUUGCUGCGUCCGAGCCGUACAAGAAAAACAUAAACAAGUUCAAGAGGAGGGGGAGCUUCGUUUGGGGUGGACCAAUCCUGAAGGGCAGCAACAUCAAUGUCGUCACCCACCCAAUGAGGAUCGCCAUCAUCAUCCUCAUCACCGGGAGCGGCCGGCGGGUCAAACCGGACCUCGGCAACACCGCGGCAACCGGCACGGCGAGCCACAGCAGCCGACGACCGGCCCCCGAAGAGCAGCACAGGGCUCCGAACCUGCGGGCACGGGCGAGCAGGCUCCUCCUCUUCCUCAGCCCAGGAAGAAGACUCAAGCACGAAGAAUGUGACAAUCCCUCACCUUCAAAUAUUAUCAUCAUCAUUAUCAUUAUCAUCAUCAUCUGACAGCAUUUAGGAUCCCUAAUUUGCCUACAGUGGAUAUAAAAACUCUACACACCCCUGUUCAAAAGCCAGGUUUUUGUGAGUAACAAAUAAUCAGACCGAGAAAAAACAUUUAAGAACUUUUUCCGCUAUUAAUGUGACGCAUAACCUGCAUAACUUUGAUUAUUCUUGUUCAUCUUUUCAAGCAGGCACGUAAAAAUGAACAACUAAGAUAAUUGGGUUUCACGACUGUGAACUGAACAGACUCUCCGAAACACGUGGGAAAAUGUGAUAUGAGCCGAUCAAACCAAGCUUGAACAUUUUGGCCAUCAUUUCAAAAUAUGCACUGGGUACGGAAAGUAUUCAGACCCCUUCAAUUUUUCACUCUUUGUUAUAUUGCAACCUUUUUGUUAAAAUAAUUUCUGUUCAUUUUUUUCCUCAUUAAUGAACACACAGCACGCCAUAUUGACAGAAAAAAAACGGAAUUGUUGAAAUUUUUGCAUUUUAUUAAAAAAAGAAAACUGACAUAUCCCACACCCACAAGCAUUCCGACCCUAUGCUGAGUAGUAGAAGCCCCCUCUUGAGCUCAUACAGGGUUCUCCUGGAAGAAAACCUUCUCCAGAGUUCUUUGGACCUCAGACUGCCCCGAAGGUUCACCUUCAAAAAUAAGCACACAGCUAAAAUACCGAAGGAGUGGCUUCAGAACAACCCUGUGACUGUUCUUGAAUGGCCCAGCCACAGCCCUGACUUAAACCCAAUUGAGCAUCUCUGGAAAGACCUGAAAAUGGCUGCCCACCAACGUUCACCAUCCAACCUGACAGAACUGGAGAGGAUCUGCAAGGAGGAAUGGCAGAGGAUCCCCAAAUCCAGGUAUGAAAAACUUGUUGCAUCAUUCCCAAAAAGACUCAUGGGUGUAUUAGCUCAAAAGGGGGCUUCUACUAAAUACUCAGCAAAGGGUCUGAAUACUUAUGGCUGUGGGAUAUGUCAGUUUUCUUUUUUAAUAAAUCUGCAAAAAUGUCAACAAUUCCGUUUUUUAUGUCAAUAUGGGGUGCUGUGUGUACAUUAAUGUGGAAAAAAAUGAACUGAAAUGAUUUUAACAAAAAGGUUGCAAUAUAACAAAGAGUGAAAAAUUGAAGGGGGUCUGAAUACUUUCCGUACCCACUGUAUGUUUGGCACAGACGCAACACUGCUCGUCACCAAAAGGACGCAAUACCUUUAGUGAAGCUUGGUGGCGGUAGCAUCUUGCUUCGAGGCGUUUUUCUUCGGCUCAAACUGGAGCCUUUCAGUGUGUCCAGACCGAUUGCGACCCGAUUACGUAGAAAGUCGAUACAAAUGCCUGAAUAAGCGGCAAUUUGUGUCAGGUGAUGCAAAAGACGGGUUUGACGUAACGCGAGUCAGGCGAACACUCGAUAAUUAGCUUCUCCGCCGAUUCAGUCGAGUUGGGAAAAUGCAACUCGAGACACGAAUUCUCGAGACGCGAACUCACGUGACGUUGAGUCGCGACAGCCAGUCGGCGAGGAGAAUAUACUGCGCACUGUACAGGGUAUCGGCCACAUUGAAGGUGGAAAAGGUUUUCGAAAUGAUCUUAGGCUCAUGUUUUUCAUCCAUCCAUCCAUUUUCAGCCAAUCGCAGGCAUACAACAAUUCACACCUACAGGUAAUUUAGAGUCGUCAAUCAACCUCGCACACGUGUUUUUGGGAUGUGGGGGGAAACCGGAGUGCCCGGAGAAACCCCACGGUGAGAAGAUGCAAACUCCACACAGGCGGGGCAGGGGAUUGAACCCCGGUCCUCAGAACUGUGAGGCUGACGCUCUAACCAGUCAACCACCGUGGCACUGGUGCUCAUGCUUUCAAAUAACAGGGGUGUGUUUACUUUUUAUAUCCACAGUACGAGAUUUUUAACAACACCUCUCAGUAUGAUGCAGUGGAGUUGUGCAAUCACAAUUAACAAACAUUGUUUCAAUAAAUGCCUGCGUAUGCAUUUA